CCGGGCGGGGUUGGCCGGGCUCUGUCCGCGCGGCGUGACCCUCUCCCGGCCGGCGUCGGCUCGUCCCGCCGGCGGCGGCCGGCGCCCGUUCAGUCGCGCACCGUUGGGCCGGCUCCGCGUAGUCUCCCGAUGCUGUCGCUGCUGCGAUGUCGGGCCGCGUGUGGCGGCGGCCCAUGCCUGCUGCCGCUUUUACUGCUCCUCCUGCUCGCGGUUUUCCCACAAGUCGCGACGCUUUCUUUUCGGGGAAGCAGCCGGCGUCCCGUUCGAGACGAGCUGCCCGCGGAGAACUCGGCCGUCGUGCACCCGCAGCGGGUGACCGCGGCCGGCCGCUUCCUGAGCCACGCGGUUCACCACGCCGCCAACGCGCAGCACGCCGCCGCCCGCCGCCGGCGCAGGUCCCCGGAGCUGGGAGUCGACCCCAGCAUCCACGUGCGGCUGCCGCUGCCGGGCGCCGAGCCGCCGCUGCUGCUCCGCCUCGAGCCCAACGGCCGCCUGCUGGCGCCCGGCUUCGUGCUGGAACGCCGGAUCGGCUACGGAUUGUCUCCGGGCUACGGCGUGCGCAACCUGACCCGGAUAUCCAAUCCGGGCUGCUUCUACACGGGUUCCCUGCGCGGUGGGAACGGAAGCCUGGCGCUGUCCACUUGCAAUGGCCUGGCCGGCUUCGUGCGCACUGAGCGCGAUGACUACCUCGUGGAGCCGCUAGAACCGCCGCGGGGUCACGACCCUCAGCCUCAUCUGGUCUACAAACGAUCCGCCACCUCGGGCGGUGAUUUUCCCGAAGAGUGGCUCUCGCGCGCUCAGGAUGUCGACCGACAGGAGGCCUCGUCGUUCUGCGCUACCAAAGGAGCUGCGUCCCCCGCCCACCACCACCACCACGGAGGGUCCCGUGCUGGGCCCCGGGAGCACCAGCGUCGGCGCCGCCGUCGUCGCUCGGUGAGCCUGGAGCGUAACGUGGAGACGCUGCUGGUGGCCGACCGCACCAUGGUGGAGUACUACUCCAACGAGGACCUCCAGACGUACCUGCUCACCGUGCUCAACAUGGUGUCCACGUUGUUUCAUGACGCAAGCAUAGGAAACGCCAUCAACGUGGUCCUGGUGCGCAUGAUUCUGCUUGAGCCAGAAGCUGCUCAGGAGGAGCCGCUGCCGUCGUCCGAGGAGCUGGACCAGCUGCGCGUGGACGAGUCGGCGGACGGGACGCUGAAGAGCUUCUGCCGCUGGCAGCGGUUCGUCAACCCGUCAGACGAGAGCCACCCGAACCACCACGACCUGGCUAUCCUCGUCACCAGGUUCAACAUGUGCGCGCCGGGGCUGGAGCUGUGCUCGACGUUAGGCCUGGCCGAGGUGGCCGGCAUGUGCCAACCGCAGCGUAGCUGCAACGUCAACCAGGACUCCGGGCUCACGCUCGCCUACACCAUCGCGCACGAGAUCGGCCACAACUUCGGCAUGAGCCACGACGGCCCGCACAACGGCUGCCAGGCGCCGGCGGGACUCCGGCAGCACGUGAUGGCGCCCCACCUCAGCUCGGACCCGUCGCCGUUAGUGUGGUCCAAUUGCAGCCGAGAAGAGAUCACGCGCUUUCUCGACCGAGACUGGGGCAGCUGCCUGGACGAUGAGCCGCGGGCGCACCAGUUCACGUUUCCGCUGCUGCCACCGGGUGCCAUGUACGACGCCGACCACCAGUGCCGGCUGCAGUACGGACCCGCUGCCCAGCACUGCGACGGCAUCGAGGAAGUGUGCCGGACGCUGUGGUGCCGCCUGGACAACAAGUGCGUCACCAAGAUGGAGCCAGCCGCGCAGGGAACCGUCUGCGACAAGAACAAGUGGUGCUACCUGGGCGAGUGCACCGAGAUGGGCGAGCGUCCGGAGGCCAUCGACGGUCACUGGGGUCCCUGGUCCAACUGGUCCGAGUGCUCGCGCAGCUGUGGAGGCGGCGUCAUGGUCUCCGAAAGGCACUGCGACCACCCGAGGCCGGCCUAUGGUGGACGCUACUGUAUCGGAGAGAGGAAACGCUACAGAAUGUGCAACACUCAGAGCUGUGCUGAGGACGCGCCAAGCUUUCGCGCCGUGCAAUGCAGCCACUUCAACAACGUCUCAUACCAAGGCGAGCUUUUCAACUGGUCUCCCGUGUCGGCCCCGGCUACCCCGUGUCAGCUGCACUGCAAGCCAGACGGCAAGUUCUUCUCGCGUGUGCUCAAGGAGUCGGUGACCGACGGCACGCCGUGCAGUCCCGGAUCGCGGGAUGUUUGCAUCAACGGGAAGUGCAGGCGCGUCUCCUGUGAUUGGGGCAUCGAGACGAGCGCCAGAGAGGACCGUUGCGGCAUCUGCCACGGCGACGGAACGCGCUGCAUUACCGUCCACAAGGAAUUCAACCAGAAGGAAGGCAUCGGCUACACGGAGGUGGGGCGCGUCCCCAAGGGCGCUCGCAACAUCCGCGUCGAGGAGCUGGGCGCGUCGGGCAACUACCUGGCCGUCCAGGGAGCGACCGACGGCGAGUUCUUCCUCAACGGCGACUGGCUGGUCCAGUGGAGCGGCGAGUACGCGGCCGCCGGCACCACGCUCUUCUACCAGCGACAGGGCGAGCGGGACACGCUGCACGCGCCGGGACCCACCAAGCAGGAGCUGGUGCUCUACCUGCUGUUCCAGUCGGAGAACCCCGGGCUCAAGUACGAGUACACCGUGCCCGAGCUGAACGCGAGCCGUCGGCCCGAGUUCCACUGGCGCUGGUCGGACUGGAGUCCGUGCACGGUGACGUGCGGCGGCGGCUCGCAGGAGUCGCAGCCCCGCUGCUUCGAGAAGGAGGCCGGCCUCGUCGAGGACACCCACUGCGAGCCGGCGUCGAGGCCGGCCACGCGCCGGAGACCCUGUUCGCGGCAGCCGUGUCCGGCGCGCUGGUGGACCGGGCCCUGGCAGCCCUGCUCGGCCACCUGUGGCGGAGUGCGACGCCACACCGUGCUGUGCGUGCGCUCGCGCGGCAAGGCCGACCAGCUGGCGCUGCGCCAGGAGGCCUGCGACCCGACCACCAGGCCCAACGACACCGAGCCGUGCCCCGACGACCCGCGAUGCCCCGGUGCGGUCGCGGUGCGCAACGGAACAGCCGGGACGGCGCUGCCGGAGGUGUGCGGACCGGACAGGCCUGACCUCUGCGCGACGACGGAGCCGGACGUUGUGAUGACCGCCUCCGCACCUUGCAGCAACGACGCUAGCAACGACACCGGCUGCGAUUCGAGACCCAGGGACGUUCCUCCGCGGCCCACCGCGAGCGUGGUAGACAUCCAGUCCAACACCGUGCUCGACAUACCUCUGGGCGACGCGCCUGGCGAUUUCUGGAACCUGUCCGGCAUAUCGGGCCUGCCCCAGAUCUUGGACCUUCCGGUGCCACGCAAGGUGGUGGUCCUAGAGGACGCUCGGUACGCCUGGCGGGCCUCCAAGUGGUCUAAGGUGAGCCCGCCGCCUGCGCAUAUACAUCUGAAAAUUUCCUCAGCUUAAGAAGGAGCACCGAAC
Molecule: messenger RNA, 3501 nt
Organism: Dermacentor silvarum
Lineage: Eukaryota; Metazoa; Arthropoda; Arachnida; Ixodida; Ixodidae
Product: A disintegrin and metalloproteinase with thrombospondin motifs 7-like
Exons: 18
Coding region: 130-3486 (1118 amino acids)
Biological process (GO): proteolysis; extracellular matrix organization
Cellular component (GO): extracellular matrix
Molecular function (GO): metalloendopeptidase activity
Source: RefSeq, a predicted model, not a curated record